GUGAACUUAAGCUUUGCUUCAGCUUGCGUUCCACGCAGUUGCUGGUCCUAACAUGUUUGAUACUAUAAUUGUCGCUGAAUUACCUGCAAAUCUUUGGAAACAGGAACACGACAGCUGUAAGUAAAAUCAAAGUCGUACAUUAAAAAAUAAAAAAAUAAAUAAAAAGCCAGUUAUGAGCUUUGGAACUGGGUUGUGCGUGCUGUACCGUGGACUGCUACCUGACUGCACUUUUCUGUGGGUACUGUAUGCUCUGUAUGAAACAUUAUUUUUUUUCAAAAGAGAACGAGGAGGACUUAAAGUGUGUUAAAUGGGUACCUUGAGAAGACACGGCUCUUGGACACAGGCAUUUGUGUUCCUUAAAACAAUUAUCCUUAUUGUGUUAUCUUUAUGCAACAAAUCCUCUGCUCAGGUGCACAAUCUGAGCUUGUCUAUUGAAGAAGGACUUCCAGCAGGGACUAUUGUUGGGGAUAUAAGAACUGGACUUCCAAAAGGCACUCCCAAUAGUGGAUUUUUCAUAUCUGAGAGCAGGGAAUCCUAUUUUUUUAAGGACCUGGAUAUUGAUGGAGACACUGGUAUAAUUUCCACAGCAAAAGCUUUGGACAGGGAGAGCAGGGGUAAGUAUGAGUUUGUGGCAGCUACUCUAACUGGAGAGAUGGUACAGGUGGAGAUCCUGGUCAUUGAUGUAAAUGACCACUCUCCAGUCUUCCCCAAGGAAAAAGUGCAGCUAAACAUUUCUGAGCAGAGUCCUUCUGUGGCCAGGUUCCAGCUGGAGGGUGCUCUGGAUCUAGACGAGGGAGAGUUUGGCAUCCAGGGAUACCGGAUCACUGAAGGGGAUCCCAGUGGAAUAUUUAGGCUGGAAUACAGAAGCGGCAGCAACCGUGAUCUUAGUCUGGAUCUGAUCCUGUCAGGCAAAUUGGACAGAGAAAGCACUGACUUCUAUUCUUUAGGCAUAAAGGCUUUUGAUGGAGGCAACCCCCCAAAGACUGGCCAUCUGCAGGUUGACAUUGUUGUCUUGGAUGAAAAUGAUAAUCCUCCAGUGUUUAAUCAGGCCAAGUAUGAGGUGCUUGUUUGGGAAAAUGCACCUCUGACAGCUUCAGUGUGCCAAGUUUAUGCCACAGACCAAGAUCUCGGGAGCAACGGGAAUGUCAUCUAUGAGAUUAACCGCCGCCAGAGUGACCCCAAUGAGCUGUUUGUUAUCGAUAACAGAACUGGUGUAAUCAGCCUGAAUAAACCACUGGACUAUGAGAACCAACCAUUUCAUGAGCUAAUAAUCCAAGCACGAGAUGAUGGAGCUCAACCUGAGUACAGCAGCACAUUUGUUUUGGUCAAAGUGCUGGAUAUUAAUGACAAUAGCCCUACCAUUAACAUCAUGUUCCUCAGUGAAUCUGGAGAACCAGAGGUCUCUGAGGGGGCCAGUAUUGGAGAUUAUGUGGCCAGGAUAUCUGUGUCUGACCCUGAUCUUGGGGAACAUCUAAAGGUCCAUGUGUCCUUGGAAGGUGGCGAUGGAAAAUUCAUUUUGAAGCCAUCUGAUGAUUUUCUGUAUUUUCUUUGUGUCAAUGGAUCUUUGGACAGAGAGAAGCUAGAUUUGUAUGAGUUGAGGGUCGUUGCCUCAGAUUUUGGAGUUCCACCUCUGUGGAGCGAGAAGACUUUUUUGGUAACAGUGACAGAUAUAAAUGAUAGCCCACCAAUGUUUGAACAAGAUAUAUUUACAGUAAAUGUAUCGGAAGCAGCAUCUCGGGGGACUGCCCUGCUUCAGGUUCAUGCUAAAGACUCAGAUGAAGGCAUCAGUUCUGUUGUGUAUUAUACUGUUGUGAAUAUUUUGGACACCUACCUAUUUGCUGUAGACUCCAUGUCUGGUUUGAUAACUACAGUUUCUCCUUUGGAUCAUGAGACACAGCCCCUCAUACACUUGCUGGUAGUAGCCACAGAUGCAGGAAGCCCACCCUUGUCUUCAACAGCCACAAUUACUGUCCAUGUUGAGGAUGUCAAUGACAAUGAACCCGUUUUUGAGCACCAGGUGUAUAAUGCAUCUGUGCGAGAACAUUCACCGGUUGGGAGUUGUUUUCUUCAGGUUACAGCCACAGAUGCAGACAGCGAUGAUUUUGGCAAAGUGCGGUACUCUCUAUACGAUAGGUUCAAUAAUUAUGAAAAAUCUCACCUUUUACGAAUGGACACUGAUUCUGGACAGGUCUGCAUAUCCCAAGACAUUGACAGGGAUGGUGGGCUGGCAAACUUUGAUGUUUUGGUGAAAGCUGAAGACGGGGGGGGUCUGAGUGCCCAAGCUUACAUUCAUAUAGAGGUGGAAGACGUCAAUGACAACCGACCAGUGUUCAACCCACUAAGAUACAUUACAAGUAUAAGCAGUCACACGCAGCCCGGAACUGAAGUCCUGAACGUUGUUGCUGCUGACAGGGAUGCUGGGACGAAUGGACGAGUAUCUUAUGAACUUGUUCCAGGGGAUUUGUCUUUUCUUUUCACAGUUGACACAUCAACAGGGAUAUUGUAUUUGACAUCCACUCUGAGCCAUCUGGGGAGCACCAGCGUGAAGCUGUCUGUCUCUGCUCAGGAUGGGGGCGGUCUCAGCUCCCUGCUCAAUGCAGUUGUCACAGUGAACAUCCUCAGGAGUGCACUGGCCCCUGCAGUAUUUGAGAGAUUACGAUAUGCGUUCGCUGUGCCAGAGGAUGCCAAAAAGGGGACUGCUGUGGGAACAGUUCGGGCUACCACUCCAUCCAAUUCCCUUGAGUCCCUAUCCUACAGAAUUUCUUCCGGGGAUCCAAAUGGCCUCUUCUCCAUCCACCCUGCGUUUGGUAUGAUCAGCACCAAUGGGCCGCUGGAUCAUGAAUCGCAGCCUUGUGUCAUCCUCAUGGUGCAGUCUCAGACCGGGAGCUCCCCAGUCUACAGCAGCACCCAGGUGAACAUAACAAUUAUUGACGUUAAUGACAACCAGCCUGUCUUCCAUAAAGAAUCGGAGACAAUCACGGUUUCUCAGAACACCUUGCCAGGCACUGUGCUGUACAUCGCUCAUGCAGAGGACAGAGACAGCGGGCACAAUGGGAGGAUCAGGUAUGCUUUACAAACAGACAAUACCAAAGUAUUCACCAUUGACGUCAGACAUGGAACAGUUUAUCUCAACAGAAGCCUUUCCCAAGGCACGCAGCCUAGGUACCUUCUCAAAAUCUCAGCAGAAGAUGAAGGAGAUCCUCCACAGAGCUCCGUGUUCACCCUUGUUGUCAAUAUUGACCGCACAAAAUUGGAAGACACUCUGGCUUUUGAAACUCUAAUUUACCAGGUGGAGAUCAGUGAGAAUGCUCAGACAGAUACAAGGCUUAUCCAAGUCCGAGCCCAUGGACAGGAUCCACAAACUUACUCAAGCCUGUCGUACUCCCUCCAAACGAUUUCAGGGUCUCCGGUGUUUGGGAUCCAUCUUGACAGUGGCUGGAUUUACCUCCGCCAGAGCCUGAACUAUGAGUCUACAUCGACAUACAAGUUUAAAGUGUCAGCCACCGCCAUGGAGGAGAGGAUGGUCCUGCAAGCCACUGCUACUGUCACUGUCAAUGUCUUGGACGAGAAUGAUAAUGCUCCUGUCUUCUCUCAGGAAUCUUAUUUCUUCACCAUUCAAGAAGGUCCUGUUCCUUGUGGCUUGGUUGGCUCAGUGAAAGCAGCAGAUAUCGAUUCGGGGAAAAAUGCCCAAUUAUCCUACAUCCUAUUGUCAGAAGGAAAAUACUUCCGCAUUAAUUCCAAGACAGGUGAGAUAAUAAACUGGGUUGCGCUGGACCGCGAGCAACGCACUCACCACACCCUGUCAGUUUUAGUGACAGACCAAGGAGUCCCACGCCUGAAUGCAACCACCACCAUCUACAUCAUUGUCACCGAUAUUAAUGACAACCCACCCCAGUUUACACACAUGCCAACUGGGAAAGAGAUUCAUGUCCAGGUUUGGGCAGGGCAGGCCGCAGGCACUGUGGUAGCCACCUUAUUUGCAAAAGACCUUGACGCUGGAGACAAUGGAACUGUCCAAUACACUUUGAAUUCAGAUGAUGGGUUGGGGCAUUUUGAGAUAGACAGCAAAACAGGAGAAAUGAAGACAACAGAACGUCUUUUACAAAGCUCCAGAAGCCGCUAUAGACUGACUGUUACUGCCAUGGACAAGGGACCCUCUCCACUCGAGGCAUCAGCUGUAGUUCAUGUACAGAUUAUUCCAGUGGAUAAAGGGAGCUCUAAUAAUGCUGAACAUAUAAUAAGACAUUUUGUUAUAAAAGAAGAUUCCAAGCCCGGGAAAGUCAUUGGUUCACUCAAACUACCCAAUCAUCCUAAUGAAUCAAACCAAAUGGUGGAUUAUUCCAUCUCUGAAGGGGAUGGCAGUGUUCACUUUGGGGUUGACCGCUCUACCGGAGACCUGCACCUGGCCUAUGAACUAGACUACGAAACAGCUUCUCAUUACCUUCUCAAGGUGCAGGUGGAAGACCACAGCCAGGCCCCUGUGCGCAACACGGCAGUGUUUGUCAGUGUAAGCGUAGAAGACGUCAACGACCACUCACCCUGGUUUUUGGAUGACUUUGUUGUCAUUGGAAUACAGGAGAACUUGCCUGCAGGUUCCUGGGUUUACACUUUUAAUGCUAAGGAUGGUGAUGGAAGCUUACCAAAUAGUGCCUUGCGGUAUCAUGUUACGUCAAGCAGUAUGGAGGAAACUCCAUUUGUCAUAGACCCUGUGCAAGGUACAUUAACAACCACAGCCCUCCUUGACAGAGAAGACACUCACACCUUUAUCCUAACUGUGACUGCAACAGAUCAGGUGGUGAACCUGUUAGACCGAAAGACUUGCUCGCUCACAGCCAAGAUUGUUAUUUUGGAUGUGAAUGACAACAGCCCUGUUUUUGUGUCAUCGCACAUUUCCUACGUAAUGGAAGACGCAGAAGUGGGAUCGCUGGUCCAUCACACUAUUGCCCAAGAUAAGGACGAGGGUAGAAAUGGGAGGGUUACUUACAGUGUAUUGUCAGGAAAUGAAAAAGGAGUCUUUCUAUUGGAGGAAACAACAGGAUUGCUGUCUUUAUCCUCCUCCCUGGACUAUGAGGCAUUGAAUUCGUACUCCCUGAGCAUCCUUGCCUGUGACAGUGGAUCUCCAGCUCUCUCCUCCACUCAGACACUCACAGUCUCCGUUGUUGACGUCAAUGACCAAGCACCCAUGUUUAAGGAAACCCAUUACAAUGCUUCAGUACCUGAGAACCAUGAGCCGGGAGAAUUUGUUAUCAGAGUUGCAGCAGUCGACAGGGAUUCAGAGGCGAAUGCUGCCGUGUGCUUUACCCUGCUGCCUGGAUCUGGACAUGACUUAUUUACAAUCAACUCUCAGACUGGAGAGAUUACCACCAAAGCAGUGCUGGACAGGGAAGUUCAAGACCACUUCAGCAUACGAGUUCUGGCUCGAGACAGUGGGCUCCCUGCGCUCUCCAGCACAGCCACCGUCCUGUGCACUGUCCUGGAUCUCAAUGACAACACCCCUGAGUUCAUACUCCCCACAUUUGAAAUAAAGAUUCCAGAAAACCAGGAGCCAGGAAUUAUUUACACAGCCUUGGCUUCUGACGAGGAUGCCGGAGAGAAUGGGAUAAUUGAAUAUGGAUUGGUUGAUGAAAAUGCUGGUGGAUAUUUUGUCAUCAAUUCUACCACUGGGGCACUUAGUGCAACUAAAGCAUUAGACAGAGAAGAAAGAUGUAACUACACCAUCGUUAUUGAGGCCCGUGACCUGGGAACCCCACAGCGAAGCUCCACUGCCGAGCUGAGAAUCACAGUCUUGGACGUGAAUGACAACAGCCCAGAGUUCAGCAAAACCCAUUACCGGACAUCAGUCAGCGAAGACUUGGCAGUGGGGUCUGAGGUUCUCCAGCUAACAGCAACUGACAAAGACGAAGGUUCUAACGGAGAGGUUAUGUAUUCCCUCAUUGAUGAUACCUUUGGGAUGUUUACUAUAAGCAGCUCAACUGGCACUAUAAUGACCACCAUGCAGCUGGACAGAGAGACCAAGUCACAAUACAUGUUUCGGGCAGUGGCAAAUGACUGUAGCACCCAAGGGCCGCGGAGUUCAACCGUCAACGUCAUGGUGCACAUCGAAGACAUCAAUGACAAUGCCCCAGUUUUUAUUCAGAACCCAGUCAACGGCCAGGUUUCCAUGGAAACAGCUCUUAACCAGACCAUAGCAACAGUAAGAGCUGAUGACAGUGACCUUGGCCAGAAUGGAGCAGUGGUGUUCAGUUUUGCAGAACCAGAUUUGCUUUUUGACAUUAACCGUCAGACUGGAGAUAUCUGGUUGAAGAGCUUGAUUCCGUCCAGUGAAUUUGGCACAAAAGUCCUCCAUGUGAUUGCGGCAGAUCAGGGAAUCCCAGUGCAGUACUCCUCCGGUCUGGUUAUAGUUCAUUUACAGGUUGAGGAGACCGGGAUCUGGUUCACUGAACCUGUCUAUAAAGCAGCAAUUCCUGAAAAUAGCAAAUCUGGUUCCAUGGUUGUGACUGUUACUGCCCAUGACCGUAACAAAGACACAAGAAAAAUAAAAUACAGCAUUUUUAGUGGGAACGAAAAUGAGGCAUUCACAAUAAACGCAGAUACUGGUGAUAUUUCUAUAAAGGAUCACAAAAGCCUGGAUUUCGAGAUGCAGGAUAAGAUUCAUCUUGUGGUCCUGGCUGAAAAUACCUGGAAGACUGCGCACUGCAGAAUAACAAUCACAAUUCAAGAUGUGAACGACAACCCACCAAGAUUCGAACAAAGUUACUAUAAAACAGCGGUGUGGGAAGGGCAAAUUUACAACACUUACAUCAUGCAGGUUUUUGCUACUGAUGCUGACAGUGGCCUUAACGGGCAGAUAGAGUAUUCUAUCCUCUCCGGUAACCAAAAUGAUGCCUUCCUUAUAGACACAGCCCGAGGCAUUGUAGCCACAAACGCCAUUCUGGAUCGAGAAAUUUUUUCAUCUUACAAGCUGAUUCUUUUGGCUACUGAUAAAGGCAGCCCCCAACUGACUGCUACCACCACAAUGAGAAUCCAGGUUGUGGACGUCAAUGACAACGCCCCAGCGAUCCCUCCGAUGGAGCCUGCUGAAAUUGCUGAGAACCUUCCAGCUGGCUACAUUGUAACACAAGUAUCAGCGAAUGACGUGGACCUGAGCCCAGCUCUGUCCUACAGUUUUGCCGACAAUGGGAAUCCAGGUGGUAAAUUUGCCAUUGAUCGCUAUACCGGAGUAAUCACACUGACUGAAUCGCUGGACUAUGAGGAAAGCCCCCAGUAUGUUUUACAGAUCAGAGCCUCGGAUUCUAUUCAUGAAACAGGAGCAGAACUCAGGGUCCACGUGCUUGACGUCAAUGACAAUCCACCUGUCUUCUCCCAGGAGUCGUACCAGGUCUUAUUGGCUGAAUUGACUCCAAGGGAUACAUUUGUUCUGGCACUGUCUACCACUGACAGAGAUUCAGGACUCAAUGGAGAGGUUUCCUACCGGCUCCUUUCAUCAGCUUCUAAGGGGUUUUAUAUCAGUUUGAAAAAUGGUUCUUUAUUCACCAGCAAGCCGCUGAGGUAUUUUAUGGAGAGCUCUGUGGUACAGCUCCUUGUGGAAGCCAGUGAUGGUGGAGACCCAGCUUUGACGGCUGUGACUUCUGUGGAAAUACAAAUACGAGACAUCAAUGACCACGCACCUCAGUUCAUGCAAGCCACAUUCCAAGUGAGCGUGUCUGAAGCUGCAGCAGUCGGGAGCACCGUGCUGUAUCUGUCAGCUUCUGACCAGGACUUUUCCCAUGAGAACUAUUACCUUGACUACUCCAUCUUCGGUGGGAAUGAGCAGAACAGAUUUUGCAUUGAGACCAGUGUUUUACAGGCAGACGAUGAGUACAAGACAGUGGGCAAGCUUGUGCUGUGCAAUCCCCUGGACCGUGAAAACACAAUGAACUACACCCUGGUGGUAGUUGCCUCUGAUCGGGGGACACCUCCACUAAAUGCUUCUGCGGUUGUCUCAGUAACUGUGAUAGAUGCUAAUGAUAACCCUCCUGUCUUCAGCCAAUUGGAAUACCAUAUUCAGGUCAGCGAAAGCAUUCCUUUGGGGAGUAGGCUCACUGAGGUGUCAGCUCAUGACCCAGAUGAAGGAGUAAAUGCUGAAAUAAGGUUUCACAUUGUUUCUGGCAAUGAUAAAGGUCACUUUAGACUAGACCACAGAAGUGGUGCAGUGGAACUGAACCAGAGUUUGGAUUAUGAAGAAAAUGCCAAAUUCACAUUGACCGUCCAAGCCAUCGAUAGCAGUAGCAUGGGGAGCAGAAAAAUGGCCUUCGCUGUGCUUUUCAUCACUGUGCUGGAUGAGAAUGAUAACUCUCCCUACUUUAUUUUCCCUGCCAUGAACUGCUCAAUCUUGGAAAAUCAGACUGCCUUUACUCAUGUUUGCUCACUCUAUGCAGUGGACCAUGAUUCAGGCCCAUUUGGACAGGUGACCUACUCUAUUUUGUCACCAUGCUCAGUAGAUUAUGGAAGCCCAAAUAAAAAGGAGGCUUUUGCAAUAGACUCCUUGACUGGGGACAUCUAUUCCAAGCAAACUUUUGACUAUGAAAGAGAGAAUAGGUACUGCUUUGUGGUCCAAGCUAAAGACAAAGGCGACCAAACAGCAACAAUUAAGGUUCAGGUGGACAUUGAGAGUGUUGACGAGUUCAGCCCUGUCUUCACACCAACAGAAUAUUACUUUCAGCUCCCUGAGAACUCUGAAGUGGGGCAGAGCAUCGGCCAGGUCUCAGCCGUAGACAGUGAUGGUGGAGUAGACGGGGUUCUUGUGUAUUCCUUGGCUGAGUCCUCUCGGUUCUUUUCAGUGAACAGAACCAGUGGAACCGUGUAUCUCACCAGUGCUGUCUAUAGGAAAAAAGGCAGUGUCAAAAAGAGAGAGGACCUAAUAGAGUUCAAGGUGAAAGCAAGCAGUCCCAAGCUUGAUUCCAAGUCUGAAAGCUGCAUUGUUAUUGUCAACAUCUCCAACUCUGCAGAGGCCUUCACUGGAAUGCAGCUGAACAGCCUGACCAUCAGCCUUACCAUUUCCUUUGUAGUGUUCCUGCUGUCGGCCAUUAUUCUUGUGGGGCUUAUUUUGAGAUUUAGGAGGAAAGAUGUCAAAGUGAAAACGAGAACUGUAGAUUCAAUGGCUACAACUUUAAACCACAGUAUUUCAGAUACACUUGAAAAAAGUAAUGGCCAUAGGCAAAGCACCAUUGUCCUUCAAGAUUUAGCAGAGCAGGUGGACAUCAGAGACAAGAAGGAGGUGAUUAACCCCUGCAGGCACUCUGGCUCAAGUGGCAGGGGCUCUGCAGAUGGAGAUACAGCUGAAGACGAAGAGAUCAAGAUGAUCAAUGAACACCCAUGCCGGAAAGGUUCUGGGUCUGCCCUAAGCGAGAGGGCAUCCAGGGUGCCAGACUCAGGGAUCCCCCAGGACUCAGACCAACUCUCUUGCCAGUCAGAGGAAGCAGACCUGGCUGCCACCACCAUUGCCACUGUUGCCGACAGCUCAGAGAGCAUUUACCACUUCAAAGAGGAAGGUGGAGGGGAAGGAUGUGACCAGAACUACAUCUCAAAUGAAGUGCUGUCUAGAAGGUUCACCGGCAUGGCCAUUAAAGAGAAAGACUUGUUGGCACACAGCACAAAGGGAUACAUCUUCCACACUGAUGAUCAGAGCUCAGCAGGGGCUUCCCUUACUUCACUAGUGAGUGUCGAAGAAGAACUCAGAGGAAGCUACAACUGGGACUACUUAAUGAACUGGGAGCCCAGAUUUCAGCCACUGGCCUCUGUCUUUACAGACAUUGCCGAGCUCCAGGAUAAUGGUUUACAAAAGCCAAACAUUGCACAAGAGUCCAGGGGUAUUAUUUAUCCCCCUCCCUUAAUCACGUCAGUGGCUCAGCCUGGAAUCAGGGCGGUUCCACCGCGGUUGCCCACCUUUACCAACAGAGCGGCCUUCCCUAAGUACACUCACUCUCCCCUCACUGGGAACUCAGGUCUCACACCCUCCGCCAUGACACCCAGCUUCUCUCCAUCGCUAUCCCUGCUUACCAUGCAAACUCCCACAUCGUCCCCGGUUAUUUCGGAGACUGGCAUCACUGGCCCACCCAAAAGAGCAACCCUUCAUCCUUCAACACUCGGAGAAGAAGAGAUGCAAGUGUAAACUAAUAUUUUAGUAUUCCCUAAAGACAUUACCUGUUUCCUUUAACUAAAUGGUUUUCUCACAUUUUUAGUAAUAUGUAUUUUUAAAAAAAAGAUCAGUGAUUAAAAAACUAAUAAAGAACUGUUUUGUCAAGAUUUUUUGUUUUAAUUGUGGAACCAAAAAAAACUUUCUACCUUUAUGUAAAACCUCAGUACAUGCUUUGGUUCAAGGGAUGUGUGUGUUGAAAGAAACUAGUGUUCUGAAGCUUUAUGUAAAAUUGAACUAGGGCCCUAUUUAGCAAAUAUGUGCACAGCCGCUAUCACUAGGGCAAAAAUGACUGCGUUUGCGAAGCGCUGCGAUAGCGCACGAAAACAUGAAUUAGAAGUCGGGUUUCAUGCGUGGGCUAACGCACAUCAGAUAGCAACUCAUGCGCCCAGCCAAUCAAAGCACAGUGGGGGGAGUAAGGUUACAACCAAUAAGGAUUCAACAUUCCCUUUAAGAGGACCUGUGCAUCUGCAAUAGCGAACAGAGGGUAUUUUGAAACCAAAAAAAAAGAAGGAAGAAGACACAAGCGCCUCAAGCAAGGCUACAUUUUUUUAGCAGUCUGGGGGAGGUACAGUGAAUACUUACGAAAUAAAAAAAAGUAAUCUAUGUACAAAAUUAAGUUACAUAAAUAUUUUUUUCUGCUUCACUUGCUGAGCAAGCAAGCGAGCAAAGGGGGAGCGGGGUUGGGGAGUGAAAAUUUUAGAAUCAGUUUUCCUUAAGUUAGGCAUGUAUGGCUCACCUUUGAACAGUGAGCACCGUCACUGCCUUUAUUAUAAAUGCUUUCCUGUUAAAAAAUAUACUGACGGUACGCAUUUGCGUCUUAUACAACAAUAACAAAGUCUGCAUACCCGUGAACCCCUGUGCUUUAAGUGCUUUAAGUUCAGCAUCUGCUUCCCUCAAACCCUGUAAUCUUUCCUCUGUAAGUUCAACAUCCAUUAUGGAGAGCUAUGUUGCGUAAAACACAACAAGCCAGGAUGAUAUUGCUAACCUUCUGAGGAGUGUACUGUAGUGUUCCCCCAGAGACAUCCAAACAUCGGAAUCACAUUUUGAGAAUUCGAAAUGUUCACUCAAUUACAGUACGAGCACAUUUUUUUUAAUUUUUUUUUUUUAUUUAGUAAUCGCCAAUUAUUUUCUCCAAUUUGGCAUAUCCCUAUAAAAAAUUUUUUAGGCUCAUCUCACUGUUACCACCCCCGUGCUGACUCAGGAGUGGUGAAGACAAACACACGCUGUCAUACGCAGCAUGUGCCGUCAGCCGACAGCUUCUUUUUCACAAUGCAGACUCAUCGUGCAGCUACAGUGUCAGAGGACAACGCAGCUCUGUGCAGCUUACAGGCAAGCCCGCAGGUGCCCGGCCAGACUACUGGGGUCGUUACUGGGGUCGCAGGUGUGCGGUGAGCCAAGGACACACUGGCUGACCUAGACCCCCCCUCUCCGGGCAGCGCUCGGCUAAUUGUGCGGCGCUCCCUGGCAGCUCCAGUCUACGGUUGGCAAUAGAAUAGUCUGGGCUCGAACCGGCGACCUCCAGGCUAUAGAGCGCAUCCUGCACUCCACUCGGAGUGCCUUUACCAGAUGCGCCACUCGGGAGCCCCGAUACGUGCACAUUUAUAGGUAGGAUUAUACCUUCAGCAGGGGUCGUGGGGUUGAGCAGCGGUCUCAGUAGCCACCGCUUCAGUGGAUACACAUUGUCCCCUAUCAACCAACCUCGCAGACUGUCAUCCCGCUGAAACACAGCUGCCACCUGCGAAUUAGCGUGGAUAAACAAGUCAUGAGCGGAGCAACGAUAGCUUGCAUACACAUUUGUGAUGUAGUUGUUUGCAUCAUAGAUCACACACUACUUGCACGUUGACAGAAUAGGUCCCCUUACGAUUUACAUAGAAGUGCCUAUUCUAUGUUGGUGUGUGUACUUUAGUGCUGCAAACAAUGUGCUCUCCGCAUGUCUCCUUCCAGGUCAACCUGAAGCAGUUGGCAGAUGUUGCUGCAUACAUUGUGUGUCAGACAGGCUCAGAAAAGACAGAUGACUAAGAAAUAUUUGGGGAUGUCUCCCAGUCUUUGUCUGGCCAUGCAGAAAUUAUUUAUUUAUUUAUUUAUUUAUUUAUUUCUUAGCAGACGCCCUUAUUCAGGAUGACUUACAAUUGUUACAAAAUCACAGUACAAAGAAUAACAUUACAAAGUAUCACAUUACAAAAUAUCACACUAAUCCAGUGUGCACCCAUAUUUCUUUUAUUUCUCUUUUUUCUCUCUCUCUUUUCCUUUGCCUGCUUCCCUAGUAGUUUCACCGGUAUUUAUAGCAGACCAUGUAAUUUGCACAAAGUUUAGACCUGUUUUUCACAUGUCUACGGAAAUGCUAACGCUGUAGAUAGUUUGCUAAAUUGCUACAUUUGUAUUUAAAUGAGGACACUCCCCAAGUUCUGCCCAUGUCAAGCGCUGACACUAACUUGCCAAGUGGGCGCAAAAACACGUGUUGCUAAAUCACAUAGGUGGGCAAAGUCUGUUUGCCCACAUCUGCGCCUGAUUCUGGUGCGCUAACUGUCCGCAAAAGUGUUUUGCGAUUGCCUUAGGGGUUUGCGAAAUAGGGCCCUUAGUCUUUAUUUGAUAUAAGGCCAUGUCAAAUAUUAGUCAGAUCACUUGACUUGCAUUGCAUGCUAUGCCCAGGAUUAUUGUCAAUCAAUAAGUCAUGUACAGUGUGCUCUGUCCAAUAAAAGUGCAAUUUGGAUCAGACAAGGAGAUAGCUAGUUUUAUAUUGUGUAAGACUUUACAAAAUAGUUUUUCUUUCUGUGCUUUACAUUUUUGCUAUAUUUUGAGAACCAUUCAUUGAUUUGUGAUAAAACUGUGAUAAAAAUGACCAUGGUUACUAACUUCUUUGAGGUAUAGGCACCUGAUUGGUUCAGAAAAGUCUUACAUCUUCUCCAGAUCUUCUCCAAAUGUGAUUAAACUUUGUUCACAGUAACAUUCGUACUAUAUCUUUAAACUUAUCUUCAGAUAAUGCUACUGAAAAAAAGCACAUUAAAGUAAGAAAUCAUUAGUAUGGUUCGACCACAUUUGGCACUUGCAUUGGUUGGCGUAAUGGUGGUACAACUUAAAAGCAUGAUUAAUCUACUUGCUUUCUUCCAACUUCUACAAAAAUAUUUCAUUUUAAACUGAUGCUGAGAAACAUAAAAAAUAAUGUUUUCAAAAAGUAGCGAUGCUUUUAUAUGUGCUAAUGUUGUUACAAUAAAUUAGUAUGGCCCAGCUUCAAUUGCAUGAAAGAAACGUUAAGCAAGCUGCCAAAAUCCAUGCACCCCUUGGGUGCACCAUGACAUUUACACAACGAGUUUGGAAACACAAGCUCUAAACCAACUCUGUAACGAUCCACAAAGGAACCCACAUUUAAUAAGCAAGUCUCAAGCAGCCUUAGCUUGUCUACAAAGCACACACCAGUGCCAGGUCAACAUCUGCCAGACAACCAAAACAAUUAAACAGAUGCAUAAAUGAGCUAAUGAGGAAGGGCCAAGUAAAACCAAUAACUUCUGUAAUCAGCAUUAAGUAGGCCUAACAGACAAACGCAGUACUUUCAGAAAUCGUUCCUGUCAUACAAAGCCAUUGUCAUGAUAUACAUGAUAUCGCAAACAUAUAUUUGCAUUUUAAAAUAUCUGGUACUACACUAGAUAAAAGAACAUUUUCAGUUUGCUUGUCUUCCCAUCAAGGAAAUCUGUUUCACUUGUACUUCCUGGGGCAGCAGUGUGGAGUAGUGGUUAGGGCUCUGGAAUCUUGACCGGAAGGUCGUGGGUUCAGUCCCAGGAGGGGGACACUGCUGCUGUACCCUUCAGCAAGGUACUUUACCUAGAUUGCUCCAGUAAAAACCCAACUGUAUAAAUGGGUAAUUGUAUGUAAAAAUAAUGUGAUAUCUUGUAACAAUUGUAAGUCGCCCUGGAUAAGGGCGUCUGCUAAGAAAUAAAAUAAUAAUAAUAACUUCACCUCAGCAGUGUCUUCGGGGUCAAGCAUGUCCCUAGCUGGAAAGCAUGUCAGUCAUAAGGGUAAGCAGCUAGUUGGUUACUAACAGAAAAGACAGCCCUGAAGAAUUGAGAGCAGUUAAAUUAUUUUAAGUACUACUACAGUUGUGCUGCAAUUUUGCAGCACAACUUGAGUUUGCACAUUAUCAAGCUUCUUGUACUUAGUUGGUUCCCAACAUCUCAGUGGUCAAUUGUGAAUAUCCUGCAGGCGGAUUCCAGAGAAUGAAUCAUAGAAAUGCCAGGAUAGCUAAUUGUAACACGUGACCAAAAAGUCAAAGUUUUCAAUAAAAAUAAGUAAAUAAAUAAAUAACCAUAUAGUUGAAUCCACUCACUUGCAAUGCAUGUUUGUGACUGUUGAAUAAGCGACUGGACUCGAUCCUGAGGAUUUCUCUGUGCCUUCUUAGUCCCCCUCAACCUAACCUACCAAUUGACCUAUCUGUCAACCGAAGUUUUGGUGGUUUAUUGUUUUGAUUCUAAAAAUAAAUUAUUUUCCUUAAAACCACAAACAAAAUUAGAUACAAAAAAGGGAAAAAAUAGAUAGGUAUUUCAUAGGAAAAUUACGCUAAUGGAAUGUGCAUAAGAAUGUGUGGCAGGGCAAAAG
Molecule: messenger RNA, 14764 nt
Organism: Acipenser ruthenus (sterlet)
Lineage: Eukaryota; Metazoa; Chordata; Actinopteri; Acipenseriformes; Acipenseridae
Gene: dchs2
Product: dachsous cadherin-related 2
Exons: 20
Coding region: 308-10150 (3280 amino acids)
Biological process (GO): homophilic cell-cell adhesion
Cellular component (GO): cell-cell junction; plasma membrane
Molecular function (GO): calcium ion binding
Source: RefSeq, a predicted model, not a curated record